AUGGGACUCGACUGUGACUGUAUCAAUUCCGAACCGGAUCUGGUCCAGACAAUUUGUGCACCAAACUGUUACAGUAAACAGGCAAUUCGACUGGACAAACGACUUUAUCAGAUUGAUGUGGCGAACGCUCGGAUAGCUACCCUGGGCAGCUUGGCCGGCGCCGCAGUCCUCGCGUCCGACCAAUUAGCUUUGGAAUUCCUGCAAAACACGCGGGAUCGAAUGCGAAAGCAACAGGUGACGCUGUUCGACGAAGCGGACAAAAUGAUUUCCACAUUCAUGGCCGAUCCGAAAAGUGUGCUGAACGAGAACGAAACAAAACUCUCUCCCCGAUCACCCGAAGCAACCGAUAAGGUCCAAUUCAUUAUUGAUGAACCAGACACAGAUACACAGGAUCUGAGAUGGGAAAUGAACAGCUUACAUUUCAGCACGGAUGCCACAUCUAGCGAGAGUGACGAAGAGGGUCCUCCACCGGAGGAAAUUCAAAAUUUGGCCAAAGAGAUCCGCAAAACCGAAGGAACCCGGUACAAACGAAAAGGUUUAAUUCAUCGUCAUAAAACUAACGGGGACAGUGGAAGUAUGAUCAAACCACCACCACCCAAUCCUCUAGGUCAUUCACGACGAGCUCUGAUGCGAUCCCACUCGACCGUGCCAGGUGGUAUGUGCUCACAGGGUCAGUCUGCUCUUGGUUCAAACAUAUCCCUCGUAUCCACCGGUCACAAUCAGCAACAAGCAUCCAGUCGUGGUCUGAAACGCAAUCAAUCUACGAAUGCCGGAUUGCCAUUCAAUUUACUCAGUCUGACUGGUCAACUAUCGUGGCUUGUCUCAGAGUACAUGGAACGGGGCAGCUCCACAUACCAGUGGGCUUGUGAAUUGAUUCACUCGAUCAGUCGAAUGUCGGUGACCCGUUCCACCUGGCUAAAUGUGCAUCAACAGUUGCGUGAGACCACGGAACUGUUGUACGCGCAUCGGGGACGCGCGCCAAAACCGGUCACACCAACAGCCGCGUCAGCCAAAGGUGAGAUCGCAUGGACCAAUAUACAAGGCGCGUACCAGGCUAUCAUUAUGGGUGAUAGUAACGCGGCCACGGUGACCGCGGAAACAGCCAGACAAUUGUUCUCAUCGUGCAACACGAAGACAGAUAAACAUUUGACCAAUUUGAACAAUUUGUUAGAAAAGAAAUUCCAUUUGGCCUAUGUGUGCGAUCUGAUAUUGUGGCGUGCGCAUAAAGUCCUAUUCAUUGCACAAGACAGUCGAGAACGGGAUAGUGGAUUGCAACAGUUAACCGAUUUCCGGAUACGACUGAUGCAACUGCGUUUGGAUCAGGCGAAUGUGCAAAACUGGUCACCGGAACUGGUCGACUGGAUACUCCGAUGGUUGGAUGAGGUGAUUGACAACAAAUCCGGUCACCGUCCACCCGGAGUGGAUCGAUAUUGUUUGAACGAGUUGCAUGUGUUUAAAACAUCCAUUCAAAGAUUUCACACACUUGUCCAGGAUAUUGCCCAGUCCGAGUUCACUUCAGCCGAUUAUCUUAGCGCUAUUGUAAAAGACGAGGACAAUCUGAGUAUGGCCACUGGGUAUGCGGACAGUGUUACCACGCAUCAGAAUCAUCAUUUACAUCCGUAUCAUUAUCAUCAUGGGCAAGGUGGUCAUCAACAGGAUCUACGUCCACUGGAUGCCGAUCGUUGCUCUCACACGUAUGCUGCUCUGAUUAAACAAAUUCACGAUCAUGCGAUGAGUCAACGUCCGUUGAGCUAUUUUGCCGUACGUGCCCUGUACGACAUAGCCAUGGAAUUGGGCUGUGAGAUUGACUGGAAUGAACGAAUGGAAACAUUGCAAGGGGAAUUGGAGCGAGCGUUUGAAGAAUGGGAUCAACUGUUCAAAAUUCGAUUCCCACCGGACUAUUACGAUCAGGUGAUUGGGAAGGGGACCCCAAGUGAAUUGUGA
Molecule: messenger RNA, 1944 nt
Organism: Echinostoma caproni
Lineage: Eukaryota; Metazoa; Platyhelminthes; Trematoda; Plagiorchiida; Echinostomatidae
Source: the annotation of a GenBank genome assembly